GCGGAAAUGGAGACAAGAUAGCUCCACUGGAGGAAGUUCCUCAGCACCUCCCAAAAGCAGUUUAUGGAUAAUACCCCCAAUCGCGAUAGAUCUGGCUCGGUUACCUGGAUUGAGAUAGCACCUGUCGGAGGUUGGAGUAUGUGUGGCGCAGGAGAGCUUGUGGUGGCCAAACUAACGAAGCGGAGGAUGCCAUAGUGGCGGAAUCAGUUGGUGUAGCCAGGGUGGUUUUGAUGGAGUUGGACGGAAGCUACAAGUCAGGGGUAAUAAUACUUCUAUGUAUAAUCCAUCCGGAAAUAAUCAAGGGUUGAAAUGCCUCAUUGAAGUAGCGCAGGCAGGCGUACUCUAAUUUUCAAUCGCUUAUUUGUGGUUUUGAUAAGCCGUUUGUUCUAUACUUGGAAAAACCCAAGGUGUAAUGGCAAACUACCGCCUGGUUCAAUGGGCUUGCCCAUUAUUGGAGAGACUAUCCAAUUCUUCUCUCCCCAUAGGCUUUACGAUGUUCCCCCCUUCAUGAAACACAGGAUGGCAAGGUAUGGGUCAUUGUUUCGAACAAGUCUGGUUGGGCAGAAAAUAGUUGUUUCAACUGAUCCUGAAAUCAACUAUGAUCUCUUUCAGCAAGAAAAUAAGUCUGUCAUACUUCACUACAUUGAGAGUUUUAUUGCAGUUCUUGGACAGCAGAGCUUGUUAAACCAGCAUGGAGUAGUUCACAAGUACCUAAGGAACUUGAUUCCACGCCUUGUCGGCCCGGCAAACCUUAAAGAAGAAUUGCUUAAUGACAUAAACAAUCACACUCUCAAACAUCUGCGUUCAUGGGCUAUUUCUGGCAUCGUUGACUUUAAAGAAGCUGCCUCAGAUAUGAUAUUUGAAUAUUUUGCUGAGAAGAUGAUGAGUUACGAUGAAUCCAAGAACCCCAGGAAACUGAAGGAGAAUUACAAUGCUUUUAUUCAUGGGCUUCUGGCAUUUCCUUUAAACAUCCCGGGAACUGCUUUUAGUGCUUGUUUAAAGGGACGUAAAAAUGUAACAAAGGUGAUUAAGGAUACCCUAAAAGAGAGGAGAUCUAGAGUGUCAAAGUCAACUCACCAUGAUUUCUUGGAUGAUUUACUUGAAGAAAUUGAAAAUGAAGACGCUAUGAUGAAUGAAACAAUUGCAGAGGAGCUGGUUUUCAUGCUUCUCUUUGCCAGUCAUGAAACCACUUCUACAUCCCUAACAUUUUUAGUGAAGUUUAUCUCUAAUAACCCCAAAGUGCUAUCAGAAUUAACGGAAGAACAUGAGGCGAUUCUUAGAAAUCGGGAUAAUAGUGGGGAGUACUUUGAGACGAUUACAUGGGAUGAAUAUAAAUCUAUGACUUUUACGCAUAUGGUUGUGAAUGAAACAGUUAGACUGGCAAACAUUGUUCCUGUGAUUUUCCGAAAAGCAGUGAAGGAUAUCAAGAUUAAUGAGUAUACAAUACCGGCAGGAUGGCUAAUCAUGGUGGUUCCAUCGGUAGCUCACCUGGAUGAGAACAACUAUGAGGACCCCUGUGUGUUUAAUCCAUGGCGAUGGGAGGGAAAAGAAUUGCAUUUGGGGUCUAAGAGUUUCAUGGCAUUUGGUGGAGGUUCGAGGCUAUGCGCAGGAGCGGACGUCACAAAACUUUACCUCGUCAUAUUUGUCCAUCACUUUGUCACCAAAUACAGGUGGUCAAUAAUCAAGGGAGGGGACGUUGUUCGAAAGCCUGGAGUGGUAUUUCCGGAUGGAUUACACAUACAAGUCUCAGAAAAGCACCAAGUCAUAGAAAGAUUCAGAGAGAAAAUAUGAGAAAAAAAGUCAAGAGUUGUGGAAGUAUUUGAAUAAUGUUGAUUGUCGAGGAUCAUCCUAUCAAGAUGUGGGGUAAUAAUAAUCCCUAUUAUGUAGGGAUGUUUGUUUUCGUUUUUGACAUGUUCUCAAGCACUUUACCACAUCAUUAGUUACUGUAAAACGUGAGCUGUAUUUUUGCUUUCCAGUUAGAGUUGUAAGGUUAUAUAUUAGCCACAGUUGUUCUUAAUCAAAUAAGUCAUUCUCCCA
Tripterygium wilfordii is the source of this 2037-nucleotide messenger RNA. Its product is annotated as cytochrome P450 87A3-like. The record is from RefSeq and is a predicted model, not a curated record. Lineage: Eukaryota; Viridiplantae; Streptophyta; Magnoliopsida; Celastrales; Celastraceae. Gene Ontology annotation, biological process: sterol metabolic process. The coding region runs from base 436 to 1791 and encodes 451 amino acids. Gene Ontology annotation, molecular function: oxidoreductase activity, acting on paired donors, with incorporation or reduction of molecular oxygen; iron ion binding; monooxygenase activity. The transcript is spliced from 11 exons.